AUGACAACAGUAGAGAAAAUUAAGGCCAUCGAAGAUGAGAUGGCCAAAACUCAAAAGAACAAGGCCACCUCCUUCCAUUUAGGCCAGUUGAAAGCUAAGCUGGCCAAGUUGCGUAGAGAACUUCUGACAGACUCGAAGAAGUCUGGAGGAGGUGGUGGAAUCGGAUUUGACGUGGCGAGAUCAGGCGUAGCAAGUAUUGGGUUUGUGGGAUUUCCCUCCAUUGGUAAAUCCACCCUACUAAACAAAUUGACAGGUGUGGCAAGUGAAGUGGCAGCAUAUGAGUUCACUACGUUGACCUCUGUGCCAGGUAUAAUAAAGUACAAAGGUGCCAAAAUUCAAAUGAUCGAUCUUCCUGGUAUUAUAGAAGGUGCUAAGGAUGGUAAAGGUAGAGGUAAGCAAGUUAUCGCAGUGGCAAGAACUUGUAACAUGAUAUUCAUUGUGUUGGAUGUGAACAAGCCACUACAUCAUAAGCAAGUAAUAGAGCAUGAACUGGAAGGUUUUGGCAUAAGAAUUAACAAACAGCCCCCUGACAUUCUUUUGAAGAAGAAAGAACGUGGAGGAAUUAAUAUCACUACGACGGUCCCUCUUACUCACUUGGAUAAUGACGAGAUCAGAGCUGUUAUGGGGGAGUACAGAUUAAACUCGGCUGACAUUUCCUUCCGAUGCGACGCAACAGUUGAUGAUUUAAUUGAUAAACUAGAGGAACAAAACAGGAAGUAUAUUCCUGCCAUUUAUGUCCUGAACAAAAUAGAUUCUAUUUCCACGCAAGAAUUGGACCUUCUCUACAGAAUCCCAGAUGCUGUUCCUAUCAGUUCAGGAAACGAAUGGAACUUAGAUGAACUUUUGGAGAUGAUGUGGGACAAGCUGAAGCUUGUGAGAGUAUAUACCUUACCCAAGGGAAAACUGCCAGAUUUUGAAGACCCAGUUGUGUUGAGAUCUGAUAGAUGUACUGUGGAGGAUUUUUGUAACCAAAUUCACAAGUCUUUGGUAGCAGAGUUCAAGAACGCGAUUGUUUAUGGAUCCAGUGCCAAACAUCAACCUCAGUACGUUGGGCUGAGUCAUGUGUUGCAAGAUGAAGACGUUGUAACCAUUUUGAAGAAAUAA
Messenger RNA from Komagataella phaffii GS115, 1104 nucleotides. RefSeq lists its product as uncharacterized. The transcript has a single exon. Gene Ontology annotation, biological process: cytoplasmic translation. Gene Ontology annotation, molecular function: GTPase activity; GTP binding. NCBI's taxonomy places the organism in Eukaryota, Fungi, Ascomycota, Pichiomycetes, Pichiales, Pichiaceae. Bases 1 to 1104 code for a protein of 367 amino acids. Gene Ontology annotation, cellular component: cytoplasm. The record is from RefSeq and is a predicted model, not a curated record.